Molecule: messenger RNA, 330 nt
Organism: Botrytis sinoallii
Lineage: Eukaryota; Fungi; Ascomycota; Leotiomycetes; Helotiales; Sclerotiniaceae
Exons: 1
Coding region: 1-330 (109 amino acids)
Source: RefSeq, a predicted model, not a curated record
AUGCCCUCGAUCAUCACUGAAGCGACCGCUUCCUCAGUUAUUCCAGUCAUCGACCUCGACAGAUGGGUUUCAUCCCCCGAUUUCAUUGCCACCUACUCAUCCACCUCUUCCUCUGUCCCAGUGAUCAAAACCGAGACCGACACGGACAAGAAGCCACAGUUGAAAGUCGACGAAGAUGUAAAAUUUCCAGAGGCAGACAUCAAGAGGUGUGAAGAGGAAGAAAGGAGACGGGAGACAGAGCUUGAGGAUGCGAUGAGAAUUGCUGAGGCGAGAAUGGAAUUGCAUGGAGUUAGGAGGAAGAUUGAAACAUUGAGGUCAGGAAGUUUGUGA